CCAGAGCGCUGCCGCUGCCCGGGACUCGCGGGCGGCUCCUGGCCUCGCGGCUGCGGGUGGAGCCGGGACCUGGGCGGCGUCCGCGGGUCCCCCUGCCCCGCCACCGCGCGCUCCUGCCGCCGCCCGGCCGCACCUGCAGAGCCCGAGCCCAGCAUGCGCGCCCCGGGCUUCUGGGACUUCUGGCUGCUGCUGCCGCCCCUCCUCUUCGCCGGGCUGUCGGCGGGGCCGCCGCAGAGCUUCUCGCCCUCUCUCAGGAGCUGGUCGGGCGCCCCCUGCAGGUUGUCCCGGGCGGAGUCCGAGCGCCGGUGCCGCGCACCUGGGCAGCCCCCGGGCAGCGCCCUGUGCCACGGCCGGGGCCGGUGCGACUGCGGCGUCUGCAUCUGCCACGUGACCGAGCCAGGCACCUACUUCGGGCCGCUGUGCGAAUGCCACGAGUGGGUGUGCGAGACCUACGACGGGAAGACCUGCGCAGGCCAUGGGACCUGUGACUGCGGCAGGUGCAAAUGUGACCCGGGAUGGUCUGGGGACGCUUGCCAGCACCCGACCAACUGUAACCUCACAAAGAAAAAAAGCAACCAAAUGUGCAAGAAUUCUCAAGAUAUCAUCUGCUCCAACACAGGUACAUGUCACUGUGGCCGGUGUAAGUGUGAUGAUUCAGAUGGGAAUGGCCUCGUUUAUGGUAAAUUUUGUGAGUGUGAUGAUAGAGAAUGCAUAGAUGAUGAAACAGAAGAAAUUUGUGGAGGCCAUGGGAAGUGUUACUGUGGAAACUGUUACUGUGAGGCUGGUUGGCAUGGAGAUAAAUGCGAAUUCCAGUGCGACAUCACCCCCUGGGAAAGCAAGCGAAAAUGCAUGUCUCCAGAUGGCGAAAUCUGCAGUAACAGAGGGACUUGUGUGUGUGGGGAGUGCUCUUGCCAUGAUGUUGAUCCAACUGGAGACUGGGGAGACAUCCAUGGGGACACCUGUGAGUGUGAUGAAAGAGACUGCAGAUCAGUUUAUGACCGAUAUUCCGAUGACUUCUGCUCAGGUCACGGGCAGUGUAACUGUGGAAGAUGUGACUGCAAAGCAGGCUGGUACGGGAAGAAGUGUGAACACCCCCGGUCCUGCCUGCUGGCCCCUGAAGAAAGCUUGAAGAAGUGCCAGGGCAGCUCAGCCCUGCCUUGCUCAGGAAGGGGCAAAUGUGAAUGUGGUAAGUGCACCUGCUACCCACCCGGGGACCACAGGGUAUACGGCAAGACCUGCGAGUGUGACGAUCGCCGCUGUGAGGAUCUCGAGGGCGUGGUGUGUGGAGGUCACGGCACAUGUUCCUGUGGUCGCUGCGUCUGUGAGCGAGGAUGGUUUGGAGAACUCUGCCAGCAUCCACGGAAAUGCAACAUGACGGAGGAGCAAAGCAAGAGCCUGUGUGAAUCAGCAGAUGGCAUGUUGUGCUCGGGGAAGGGUUCUUGUCACUGUGGAAAGUGCAUUUGUUCUGCUGAAGAGUGGUAUAUUUCAGGGGAAUUCUGUGACUGUGAUGACAGAGACUGCGACAAACACGAUGGUCUCAUUUGCACAGGGAAUGGAAUCUGUAGCUGUGGAAACUGCGAAUGCUGGGAUGGAUGGAAUGGAAAUGCGUGUGAAAUUUGGCUUGGCACAGAAUAUCCUUAAUAAUUCCAUGGAAGAGGAAUGGAUUCUUAUCUUUCUAGACCAUUAGAACAUAUAAAUACCAAGGGAAUCAUGUAUAAUCCACCCUAGGACUGACUUAACAGACUAUUGUAUGUUUUUCUAUUUCUGACUUUCUGAAUGAAACCUGGCUACCCAUUUAAGAUGAGUUCAGAAAACUGAUAUAAAUAACACUAGAAAGAACUAUUCUUUCAUAAUUAACACUAGUCAUUCCUAAAGGAGGCAAUUUUGCCAUGUAGAAGACAUUCAGCCAUGUCUACAGACAGUGGGUAGGAGGGUGUGCUCUGGGUAUCUGACAGGCAGAAGCCCAUGAUAGUGUUAAACACCCUACAGUUCACAAGACUGCCCUGCAACAAAGAAUUUUCUGGCUCCAAAUGCCCUCAGUACUGAAAUUGAGAAGCCCCAUAGCACAGUUUUUAGAAAGCCACAUUGCUACACAAGAAUGGCAUGUUAGAAUCUAAGAAAAAGAUCCAGUCUCACGUAAAUCCAUCAAUCAGAUUUUCCUAGGAUUUCUUAUCACUCAGCAUCACCAAGAGGGGAUAAUGAAGAGAAACACACGAGGUGUGCUGUUGGGUUAAGGAGUCAACGAAUCACAACCGCUUCUAAAGGGAAAAAACAUGUUCCUAUAGCAACUGAGUCACUGUCUCUCUUGCUUUAAACUCACAAAAGAAGAUUCUCCUAAGAUAAAGGAAGAAAUUAUGAAAAAUGUACAAUUUAACUUUUAAAUAAAUAAUCAUAUAAGUUGUU
This is a messenger RNA of Chinchilla lanigera (long-tailed chinchilla), 2403 nucleotides long. It is a transcript of the gene Itgbl1, whose product is annotated as integrin, beta-like 1 (with EGF-like repeat domains). Gene Ontology annotation, cellular component: integrin complex; cell surface; focal adhesion. The transcript is spliced from 11 exons. Gene Ontology annotation, molecular function: integrin binding. The record is from RefSeq and is a predicted model, not a curated record. Gene Ontology annotation, biological process: cell adhesion mediated by integrin; integrin-mediated signaling pathway; cell migration. Bases 154 to 1641 code for a protein of 495 amino acids. Lineage: Eukaryota; Metazoa; Chordata; Mammalia; Rodentia; Chinchillidae.